AUGGGCGACAUCGUAACCUGCCCGAUCUCACACCACAAGAUCGCAAACAUCCACAAUGGAAAGGUGCCCAGUGGCACAGUCAAGGCUGGUGGUCAGGACAAGCCCGCGCCGGGCAAGUACAUCCACUGGGAUGCUGAGGGUGUAGAGGUCAUCCAGCCUGGCGAGCAGGAGAAGAUCAAGGAGGUCUCGGACCAGUUCAAUCGCUUCCAGAUGAUGAACUUCAACGAGCACAUGCAUUGUCUGCGAGGCACACACUUGAAGACACAGGGCUGCGUCAUGGGCAAGUUUAUCGUCCACGACAAGCUUCCAGAACACCUCGCACAAGGCAUGUUCAAGAAGCCCGGCGUGUACGAUGUCAUCAUGCGCUACUCGUCCCUCACGCCAAAGAUUUUACCUGAUAAUGUGCCCGCCCCUCGUGGGAUUGGCAUGAAGAUCUUCGGCAUUGAGGGCGAGAAGAUCUGGGGGGAGGACAAGAAGACUCAGGACUGGACGUUCAACAACUAUCCCAUCUUGGAGCUGCGUGAUCCCCAGACUACCUACGACAUUGCAGAUGCCCUCGAGCGCAACUGGAACGAUCUCCCGAAGUUUGCAGAGGAGCAGUCAAAGCGUGUAGAUGCGGAUGUUGCAACACUAGGAGGCGGACUGCCCAAGCAGCACAUGUACGCCAUGCCAGAGUACUCGCAAUCAGCCUACCGACACGGAAGCUACGUAGCCAAAUACGGCGUGUUCCCGCUCUCGCAAGAGCAGCUCAACCGCGUCGACGACGCCAUCCGCGACGACGACCCCAUCAACAUCAUCUCGCAGGAAACGCGCAGAUUCCACGCCGCCCACAGAAUCACCUACUCGUUCUGUGCGCAGAUGCUGCAGGACCUGACGGAGCAGCCCGUCGACGACAUCGGCAUCGAGUGGGACCCGAAAAAGUACCCCUUUGAGCACAUCGCCACGCUCGAGUUCGAGCCCCAGGACUCGUGGCUGCCCGAGUUCAGGACGUGGUGGGAUGAUAGGAUUACGGUGAAUAGCUGGCAUGGCCUCAAGGAGCAUCAGCCGCUAGGUUCGACCAACAGGAUGCGCAGGGUCGUGUAUGCGGAGAGUAGGAAGUUGCGGUUGAGGGUUAAUGGGUACAGGGAUUAUAUUGAGCCGGGAAGCGUUGGUGAGGUUCCGGCUCCCCUGCCAGCGCCGCAGUUGCCGUUGAGACAUCAGCCUGCUGUCACGACUGUGGAGGCGUGA
Molecule: messenger RNA, 1227 nt
Organism: Ascochyta rabiei
Lineage: Eukaryota; Fungi; Ascomycota; Dothideomycetes; Pleosporales; Didymellaceae
Exons: 3
Coding region: 1-1227 (408 amino acids)
Molecular function (GO): heme binding
Source: RefSeq, a predicted model, not a curated record